This is a messenger RNA of Anopheles darlingi, 3732 nucleotides long. RefSeq lists its product as uncharacterized. Gene Ontology annotation, biological process: proteolysis. The transcript has 2 exons. Bases 1 to 3732 code for a protein of 1243 amino acids. Lineage: Eukaryota; Metazoa; Arthropoda; Insecta; Diptera; Culicidae. The record is from RefSeq and is a predicted model, not a curated record. Gene Ontology annotation, molecular function: zinc ion binding; metallocarboxypeptidase activity.
AUGAUUAGCCAGCCACCCACCGUCGAGGCCGUCAGUGGGAUUUACGUGAAUAACCAGCGGCUAGAGAAGGUGACGGCGGCGGCGGCGAAUAGCUGGGAAAUGCUGAGACCUACGGUGCCGUUCGUCUCGAAAGGUGAGAUCCUGACGAAGACAAACUUCAGCACUGGCCAGAGUGCACCGACGGCCAGCUAUAUCAAGCUGUUUGGUGGACCGGAAAACCAGAGCCACCAGAGCUCGCUGCCACCGACCAUCCAGUACGCGGAUGAGCUGUCCUCGAUCAAGAAUACGCUGCUCAAUGUGAACCCGGCGCCUGGCGUCGGGGACUACGUCCGGGGGGCGAUUCGUCCUUCAACCAAACCGCCAACAACGCUAUCAACAACGACGUCACCAUUCCCCAGCAACAGUCCCACCCUCACCGUCAAACUCAAACCGAAACAGCAGCACAAGAUUCGCAAGACGACACGAACGACGAGGCGACCCGCGGCAACGGCAACGUUCUUGGCCAACAAGAAGCAGAAGAAGAAGAAGACACCGGAGUUAACACCGGAGAUUAUGACGCUACUGCAGCGCCACUAUUCCUUCAGCUGCACGCUGGUACCGAAGCCCGGGACGGACCUCGGUGCACGUCCAACGCAAUCACCGGCCAGCGAUCCGACGUUGGUGGCCACAACGACGCCCCGGACGACGCGCAUUCGCAAACUUACAACUCGUCGGCCGGCCCCGAUGACUGCCACGGUGACACCGACGACGAACCCCACGACAAAGCCGGCCAAACCGAACCCACCGACGGUUUACGUGGAUCCACCGGUGAUCAAGCGGCUCGCUGGCAUGCUGGAGUCGGUGUACAGCUUCAUGGAGAACGCGCUCACCAGCACCGAGAUCCGGACGUCGGACGAACAGGAGCCCGGUGUAGGAGCAGACGAGAGGCGGGAAGUUGCGGUGAAGAAGGUGAAGCGUUACGCCGGUGUUACGCCGGAGAGCACCGUCGGCACGGUGUCGGCCAAUGUGCCAGCCGAAACGAGGACAGCAGCGUACCAGCGUAGCUCGGAAGAGGCCACCGGCACGAACCGCUUCACUACCGGAUCGGACCGCGUGAUGAUCACCGGGCUGCCGGCAAUGGUGAGCACUGGGACUGCGGAUGGCAACAAGAACAAGAUGACCACCAACAUCCAGGUGACGAGCGAGUAUACGGCCGCCACACCGGCCACCGUCCCCGUCAAGAAGCCGAACCGCGGCGAUGAUGAUGACGACGACGACGGCGACGAUAGUAGUGAGUCGGACGAGUCCGCGGACUAUUACGGUGGCUUCGACGAUGCCGGUUUCGACGACGAUGACGACGAUGAUGAUGAUGAUGAUGAUGAUGACGAGGGAGAGGAGGACGAAGCGAUAAAGCCGCAUCGGCGUCGCCGGCGACCCCUGGUGGUCACCAACGAUAAGGAUUACGAUGACGGUGAUAACGUGGUCGGCAGCUCGGCGGAAACCGGAGAGAGACCGUUACCUAUCCGGAAGCGCCGCAGAAGGAAACCGUCGACGAGCGGUAGCUACGAGGAUAGCGAGGACAGAUCAUCCUACGAGGACGACGACGACGACGAAGAGGACGACGAGGAUGUCGAGUACAGUGCGAAGGAUGACGACGGCGACGGCGACGACGACGACGACGAUCCACCGGAGGGUUUCUUCUCCGGUAUGUUCGCCACGUUCAGUCGCUUUGUCCGCUCGCUCGGCUUCGGUGGCGUGCCGUUCCGUGGCGGCGAUUACGACGAUGAAGACGAACGGGGCCGUAGUACGACACCACGGGUGCUGGCCGUCCGUCCGAGACGACCGACGCGGAGUACCUCCGAUCACGGCGACCACGACGAGCAGGUGUCGCUGGCGACGGUCGGUCCAAGCCGCGGUACGGCCGGCUGGCUACCGUACCCUUCGGCCUACCUCUUCAACGAUGCCGUCGACGUCGAGGAAUCGGGUCCGGAUCGGACUCCAGCAACGUCCGAACCGGUGGUACCAGGCGCCCCGAGCUGGUUCCAUCUGAUGACGCCGUGGGACUUUUUCAACCCAUGGGCCAGUGAGGAGGAGGAGCCUCCACCAGCAGCACCAGUAGCCAGCACUCCAGCCACGGAACCUCCAGCUGUAACGGAGAUGGAGGAGGGAACUUCUUCCUGGAAUCUGCUCGGGGAGUUGUUUGGCGGUGGUGCCGUCGUGGCGUCGACCACCGAUGCCCCCCUUACCACCACCACCACCAGCGGAUCGGCAGCGUUGCCGCAGUUGCUGUCGGUAUUGACGCAGUACGUGGCGAUGCAGGUAGCGAGCACGGUAGCCGGACCCCCCCCGCCAAAUGCCACGAACCUACCAUCGAGGAAAUCCUACGCCGACUAUCAGGUGUGGCGCGUGACGGUGAAGAGCCGGGCGCACCUCCAGUCCCUCGCCGAUUACCGCCGCUCGCCGGCGGGACUCGACCUUCAGUGGUGGAUCGGACCGGCGCGGCGCGGUCCAACCGAUGUGCUCGUACCACCGCCCGGCACCCCACCGCAUUCGAACUUCCGCGAAUACCUACGCGACGAUGGGCUCGGUUACGAGGUGUUGCUGCGCAAUCUGGGCCGGGCGAUCGCGUACGAAAACCCGCGCAUGACAAGGCGGGAACAGCUCGAGACGGAGCUGGUGCACGGUCACCCGUUGACCUGGUACCGGUACCACCGGUACACCGACAUCGUCAAGUAUCUCGGUGCGCUGCAACGGCACCACGCGAACCGUGUCCAGCUGCUGCACAUCGGUCGCUCGUACGAAGGGCGCCCGCUGACGGUGGUUCGCGUUUCCUUCGCACACCGAACACCGAACACGGCCCGCAACGGGCGCAACCAACCCGCCAUCUUCAUCGAGGCCGGCUCACAGGGGCGCGAGUGGAUCGGACCGGCCGUCGCCACCUGGCUGCUGAAACGGCUCGUCGAGAUCCCGGCGCCGGUCAAUGGUACGCGAGACUCGGUGCACACGGUCCAAUCGUACGACUGGUACGUGCUGCCAGUGCUCAACCCGGACGGUUAUCACUAUAGCCACGAGCACGAUCGGAUGUGGUCCAAGAAUCGCCGCAAUUCCAGUGACGAUGACGACGACGGCGACGAGCAGGGCGUUCUGUCCAGUGCGUUAAGUUGGUUGCAGGGUUCUACGGACGGUUCUGUGCCGUGCGUUGGUGUCAAUCUGGAUCGCAACUGGGGCCACCGCUGGGGACAGGGUGCUGGUGCGUCGCGCAGCAAGUGCAGCGAGGAUUAUGCCGGACCGGCACCGUUCUCCGAACCCGAAACGCGCGCGCUGCGUGACUUCCUGUUGGGGGGCGGUCGCAGCCGCAAUCUGCGGUUCUACUUCUCGCUGCGCUCGUACGGUCAGGCCUUGUCCUAUCCGACGGAGAAUAAGAACGGGGAGGAGGAAGAGAAGGAGGAGGAGGAGGAGCAGACCGUAGUGCAGGACGAGGACGUGCACGAGAUGGCAACGGUCGGGCUGGAUGCGUUGCAUAGGACCGGCAGCGACCAGCACCAGCGGUACCGGCUGGUGGCCGGCUCGUUGGGCGGUGCCGCAUCCGGCACGGCGGUUGAGUACGCCCGGUACGGUGCGGGGAUCCGGUACGCGUACACGCUCCGGCUGCCCGACACCGGCACCCACGGAUUCCUGCUGCCACCCUCCAACAUUGGAUCGACCGGGCGUGAUUUGUUCGAGCUGAUCAAGGGUAUGAUCGAGUACAGCUAA